CGCCAGUCUCGUUCGAGCGCUCGGCGCAUAAACACGCGAGCUGUGCUCCGUUGAAUUAAUCAUUUCAAAAUAUUUGUUCACGUGUAUAUCGAUUUCUACGCAGUUAAAGACAAAAGUGAUAUAUUUAUAUAAAGUCCUGUGUGCAUUGUUGUGUUUUUAUAUUUGGUAAAGAGUGAGCAGUGCCAAAGAGACAGUGAAUAUGAUCGAGCCGAUGAAUGCCUCGUCGGUGGAUGAACUCGAGUCCUGGGUGGAGUUGAAUUCUGGCGGCGUCCUCAGCGGCGCUGAGAAUGAAUACAUCCGGCUGCUGAGAGAGGCUCAGCGCGAGAGCCGCGACUCCUCCGUCAGACAUUCCAGGGCUUCCAGCAUCAAGGGCAGCCCGAAAUCACCUCCAAAUAGUCCAAAUCUGGAACCAUCCACGGAAGAUGAGCUGAAAGGAGUCUACAUUAAUUGCUGGAGGGAUGACUCCAACGACUGGGUGUGGGAAUGGAGCAGUCGACCUGACCAACUACCACCCAAGGACUGGCGUUUCAAGCACCCACAAAGCGCUCGAGGUCCACCUUCAGCCACCUCCUCCAUUGAAGUGCUGGAACAGCUAGCGCCUGCAAUGCAGCAGAGCCACUGUCUGUCUGUGCGGCGCAGCUGUCUGUUUAGCCGCGGCGCCAUUGCCGCCGUGCUGGUCACCAACAUCGUGUCCCUGCUGCUGGGCGCUGGCAUCGGUGUGUGGCUCAGUAAGAAAGGCAUGCUGCCCCCCAGACUCAUCAUCCUCAACUAGAGUUAAGACUGAGAUGGACUUAGGAUAGUGGGCGCUCACCUUUAUAAUGCCAUAGAGUUAGAUAUUAUUGCCAUAAAAAUGAGUGGCGUGCAAAGAAUAUUGAUUAGCCCACCGACCCGCAUUGGAGCAGCGUGGUGGGUCUAUGCUAUGAAACCAUCUUUCCUAUGAGAUGAGGGCUGCGCACAGCACUCGGAUGUCAAUAGGCUGCGGAUAGUGUUAUUGUCUGGUGGGAGGCUUCGGCCGCGGCUAGUUACCAACCUACCGACAAAGACGUGCCGCUAUG
This is a messenger RNA of Pararge aegeria (speckled wood butterfly), 1055 nucleotides long. RefSeq names its product BCL2/adenovirus E1B 19 kDa protein-interacting protein 3 (gene BNIP3). Gene Ontology annotation, biological process: mitochondrial outer membrane permeabilization; positive regulation of apoptotic process. The coding region runs from base 200 to 772 and encodes 190 amino acids. Gene Ontology annotation, cellular component: nucleus; mitochondrial outer membrane; mitochondrial envelope. NCBI's taxonomy places the organism in Eukaryota, Metazoa, Arthropoda, Insecta, Lepidoptera, Nymphalidae. The transcript has 7 exons. The record is from RefSeq and is a predicted model, not a curated record.